ACAAUUUUAAAGAUCUUGGUCUCAGGAGGUGGAAAAUCCCGAACAGGAGUGAUGAUCCCUAUACCACAAUAUCCCUUAUAUUCAGCAGCCAUAUCUGAACUAGAUGCUAUCCAAGUGAACUACUAUUUGGAUGAAGAAAAUUGCUGGGCUCUAGAUGUGAAUGAACUUCGCCGUUCCUUGAAUGAAGCUAGGGCAUAUUGCAAUCCAAAAGUCCUCUGCAUCAUCAACCCCGGAAAUCCCACAGGCCAGGUGCAAAGCAGAAAGUGCAUUGAAGAUGUGAUACACUUUGCUUGGGAAGACAAACUUUUUCUUCUGGCUGAUGAGGUUUACCAGGACAAUGUGUACUCUGAAGGAUGCCAGUUUCAUUCUUUCAAAAAGAUUCUGUAUGAGAUGGGACCUGAGUACUAUAACAAUGUUGAGCUGGCCUCUUUUCACUCCACCUCUAAGGGAUACAUGGGCGAGUGUGGCUACAGAGGAGGUUACAUGGAGGUCAUUAACUUGCAUCCAGAAAUUAAAGGACAGCUUGUUAAGCUGCUUUCUGUUCGCAUUUGUCCUCCAGUUUCAGGACAAGCAGCAAUGGAUAUUGUAGUGAAUCCUCCAAUACCUGGAGAAGAAUCUUACUCUCAGUUCAUAAAGGAGAAGGAGUCUGUUUUGAACAAUCUUGCCAAAAAAGCCAAACUAACAGAAGACAUGUUUAACAAGGUACCAGGAAUUCAUUGCAAUCCACUUCAAGGAGCUAUGUAUGCUUUCCCACGGAUCUUUAUUCCUUCCAAAGCCAUUGAGGAAGCAAAGGCUCAUAAAAUGGCACCUGAUAUGUUCUAUUGCAUGAAACUUCUGGAAGAGACUGGAAUAUGUGUUGUACCUGGAAGUGGAUUUGGCCAAAGAGAAGGAAGCUACCAUUUCAGAAUGACCAUUCUUCCUCCAGUAGACAAGCUGAAGAUCCUACUGGAGAAAGUGAAAGACUUCCACAUAAAGUUUCUUGAAAAAUAUGCAUGAAACUAGUGUGGCUUUUCCCCCUCAUCCCCUCUUCCAGGUGAAUGCAGAAAAUGAACAAAGAUGUGCUGAGAAUGUGCUGUUCAUCUAACUUAACUAAAUUCAAAAUAGAUAGAACCAAUCUCAGAUACUGCUACAACUUAUUGGACUAUUACAUUUAAUGUCUGGUAUAGAAGACAUUGUUACACUAACUUUUUUUUUUUAAGGGGAAAAGG
Molecule: messenger RNA, 1208 nt
Organism: Pterocles gutturalis (yellow-throated sandgrouse)
Lineage: Eukaryota; Metazoa; Chordata; Aves; Pterocliformes; Pteroclidae
Gene: GPT2
Product: glutamic pyruvate transaminase (alanine aminotransferase) 2
Exons: 7
Biological process (GO): biosynthetic process
Molecular function (GO): L-alanine:2-oxoglutarate transaminase activity; pyridoxal phosphate binding
Source: RefSeq, a predicted model, not a curated record